AUGUCGAUGGACGAGCAGGUGAUGGCGGAUGUGUGGAGUCAGCUCCCGACCGCGCUGGUGGACCUACUGCUUUCCCAUGUUUCCGUGCCCGAAUUUUGCAGGUUUCGCACUGUAUGCCCGAGAUGGAACUCCACUCUCUGCACGCCAGAGUUUGGAGACCUUUGCGCUGAGAACGGAAACAAAGAUCAUCGUUCCAUCAUGGGGCAGUGUUUCCUCAGAAAGAUUCGUGACAGUUUGGUUUCCAGAGAAAUCGUUGGGUGGAGUAUACUCGACCUAAAUGAUAGGCGGUGGUACACAUGGAAGGACGAACAGCACAAACAUCCCCUGGCAACGGAUGGAGGCUUUGUUCUAUGGUCUAACUAUGUCGAAAUGACAAUUUUCAACCCUAUUUCUAGGUCCUCACAGGUACUGCCAGAUCCACCUUGCAGUGAUUUCAACAACAGUAUUAUAGCGAAACUCAUUGUUGACAGCGUCUCUUGCACCUUCAAGGUUUUCCUCAUCCACAGGCGUGAGAAACCUGAAGUGUGUAUGUUUGAGUCCGCCACAAAUCAAUGGCGAAACUCGAGUGCCAUGCCCCUUACGAGAACAAAUGUGCGCCUCAAGGCUGGGGUUGGGGUUCAAGCACACAGUGUCGUAUUUCAAGGACUCUUGUACAUUUCGACGACGACCGUGCAUAUUGAUGACAAUUUAAGCCUCCAGGAGCACUCGCCGAUCAAAUAUUGGCUCUUCAGUUACAACUUCUUGGAGGAUUCAUGGGCGGACACUCAUGUGGAUUUCCCCAAGUGCUCGGGGAAUGUUAAAAAAGAUCUUGUUGUGAGCGGGGCUCGUUUGUUUCUCAUGAGCGGGGAUACGUUAUUUCCUGAGGCGAGCCAGGGUUGUCUCAGAAUGAAGGAACCAUUAAGCGUGACGGAAAUUGAGCUUGCAGAUGGAUCCUUAGAAACAGUGUCCCUUUUGUCGAAUCCUGUGUUCGACGCGCAAGAAUUGGAGGCUAACAGGAGAUCAUUCGAUUUCAACCACGCGUAUGGGUUUGACAACUCCAUGAUGCUUACAUACAGAGGGCUUGGAUUCUCGAUCAUGUAUGAAUUGGUGACAGGUUUUUGGGAAUUGAGGCCUCCAGAUCAGACAGUUCCUGUGUUUGGGAAUGCGAUGCCCCUCCGUCAGCCUUGUGCUGUCCUUGGUAAGCCAGUGGCAGGGGGUUUAGUGCAUUGUACACCAUUUCAAUAUUCCACAUUAUUAGAGAAAACUCUUUACAUAGAUCAUAGAUGUCAAAUACACUCCCAGAUUUUAGAAGAUUACAUAUGGUAA
Messenger RNA from Physcomitrium patens, 1305 nucleotides. RefSeq lists its product as uncharacterized. The record is from RefSeq and is a predicted model, not a curated record. Gene Ontology annotation, molecular function: protein binding. Lineage: Eukaryota; Viridiplantae; Streptophyta; Bryopsida; Funariales; Funariaceae.